Molecule: messenger RNA, 1443 nt
Organism: Nelumbo nucifera (sacred lotus)
Lineage: Eukaryota; Viridiplantae; Streptophyta; Magnoliopsida; Proteales; Nelumbonaceae
Source: RefSeq, a predicted model, not a curated record
CAACCCAUUUGAGAAUUCUGCACUUUGGUUGUCGACGUGAAAUGGGUCUCACCGGUGAGCUUGUUAGGAGUGUUUUCUCUAAGAGUCGGUCUGUGAGUGGGCAUAAUGGCAAUGUAAGAAGUAAUGGGGUGGAUAAGAGAAGAUGGAGUUCUGUCAGAUCCUAUCUAUGUGGGGACGAAUUUAACUCAGUCCAAGCUGAGGAAGAUUCAGCUUCUAUUCGGAGUUCUGAGGCCACUGUUACACAGCCCGUAGCAGAAGACUUGAAGGAAACAGCAGAAACUCAAAGUGGAACGAAGGAAGAAGUAACCAACGAAAAGAAGAACUCACCUGCUAAAGUUUUGAGCAAAGAGGAUGCAGCAAUUCUCAUCCAGUCGGCAUUCAGACGCUUUCUGGCUAGGCGUCAAGAUGGAGAAAUGAAGCAAAUAGAUGAGAGGGAGACAGUCCAAGGAAUGGAGAGUCCAAGUAGGGAGUCCAUGGGUACAUCAGUUGUAGUUCAAACAGGAAAUUCUGUCGAAGUUCUUAGAGUCCAGGGGAAUAGGAUGGCUGUUCAACACCGAGUGCAGCAGAAAUUCCGUACUCAGGUCUCCAAGCUGAAGGAAGAUUGGGAUGAUAGCACAGUGAGCAGCAACAUGUCAAAAUUGAGGAUACAAAACAGACAAGAAGCACUUACCAGACGUGAAAGAGCUCUAGCUUAUGCAUUCUCUCAACAGCUAAGGAUUUGUUCAAAGAAAAAGGCAGCCUAUUCUGACACCACAGAACCCAACAUGGGCUGGAGCUGGCUAGAACGAUGGAUGGCAACUCGUCAGACAGAUUGUUCCUUGAUCGAAGAUCGUAUGAGCAAGCGCUUCGACCCAAUUGACAUUGGUCAAAGAUGUCUCAUUAUUAAGAAAAAUUUUGAUAUAGCAGGAGAAGAGAAAGAAAGUUGUGGAUCUAAUGAGGUACCUGUUGGGAUUGAUAGUUUCACUAUGACUGCACCAAAUAGAUACAAACCUCUUAAGAACAGUAUGAAGGCUACAAGAAGUGUGUCACGAAGAAAAACUGUGCCAAGCUACCAAUAUGCAUCACAAUUUACCAAGGUUAGCAAGAAAGGCUCUUUUAAGGAAGCUGAGAAAGAUAAGAAAAAUAAACAAAUGCAGCCACAAAGCACAGAAAAGUGAAGUGGAAAUAUGCUCCAUCGAAGGCAACAUCUGUUCCACUGAUCAUGGCUUCAAGUGAGGUCUUUGAAUCAGAAGACACGAGUUUCCAAUUUCCUCUUUGUUGGUAAUCUACUAAUCUAUUUCAGCUUCAAACAGACAUAUGAUGCAAGUUGUCCUAGCAUGCAAAGUGCAAAGUGCAGACUCUAAGGCCUCGUUUAAUAACACUUUUCAGUGGUCUGGUGUCUUAAAAACUUGCUUUUCAGACACCAAACUGUGAGAGAAAAUCGAUAUGAAAUCUUUUUUUUCA